This is a messenger RNA of Vicugna pacos (alpaca), 2497 nucleotides long. It is a transcript of the gene TCF15, whose product is annotated as transcription factor 15. The record is from RefSeq and is a predicted model, not a curated record. Gene Ontology annotation, biological process: developmental process; regulation of transcription by RNA polymerase II. NCBI's taxonomy places the organism in Eukaryota, Metazoa, Chordata, Mammalia, Artiodactyla, Camelidae. Gene Ontology annotation, molecular function: protein dimerization activity; DNA-binding transcription factor activity, RNA polymerase II-specific; RNA polymerase II transcription regulatory region sequence-specific DNA binding.
CGGGACCGCACGCAGAGCGUGAACACGGCCUUCACGGCGCUGCGCACGCUCAUCCCCACCGAGCCGGUGGACCGCAAGCUGUCCAAGAUCGAGACGCUGCGCCUGGCGUCCAGCUACAUCGCGCACCUGGCCAACGUGCUACUUCUGGGCGACGCGGCCGACGACGGGCAGCCGUGCUUCCGUGCAGCUGGCAGUGCCAAGAGCGCGGUCCCCGCCACCCCCGACGGCGGUCGUCAGCCGCGCUCUAUCUGCACCUUCUGCCUCAGCAAUCAGCGCAAGGGGGGUAGCCGUCGUGACCUAGGGAGCAGCUGCUUGAAGGUAAGGGGGGUGGCCCCACUUCGAGUGCCACGGAGAUGAGCCUGGAACCCUGUGUCAUUUGCUCCAAGCAGGACCCUGAGAAGGAGGCCAGAGGCCAGCCACCGGGUGAACAGGCGAGAAGACCCCAGGAGCCGAACCCAGGUCCCUUCUUUGUGCAGGGAUCAGAGGACAAUGGCCUGGGCCCAUGACCCUCUGAGCAGGCCCCCUGGGACAUCUCCACCCCACCCUGGAGAGCUGUGAGGACACGUCCAGCCAGCCCCAGCCCUGGCUGGUCAGAGACAAGGCAGAACUUUUGGAAAAACAAAGACAGUUGAUGACAGAGGAUGUGUGCUUGUCUGUGCAUGAGUGUCGGGGUGUGUGUGUGAGAGAGAAUUGAUGGGUUUAAAAUAAAAGGUAUUUUUAAGUAAAAGAUGUUCCCAACUGAAGAUGGGAGGGGCCUGGGAACAUCAGAGGUCAGAGAUCGCCCCUCUCCUGGACCUUGGAAGAGACGGAUGUCACAGGUGCUGCCCUGUGUUCUGGAGGGAUUGAGGCGGCAGGGAGGUAGGGGACACCGUCUCCAGAAGUCAGGAUAACCAAACUUUCCUCACCAUCUUCUUGAACAACUGUUGGGUGUCUGGUGUAGUUGAUUUUAAAAACAAAAUCUUAAUUUUAUUUAUUUUUGAAUAAGGAAUAUAUUCAUCCACAUGGUCCAGAAUUCAAAAGGUACAAGCGGAUAUGUGGUAAAAAGUCACCCUCCCCCCUGUUCUCUUGGCACAGUUCUCCCACUACAGGCAGGCUUAGCAUUAGUUUUUUUUGUUUUGUUUUGACAUCCCCGUUCCCUGUGAAUAAUCAAGCAAAUACAGAAAUAUAUGUAUCUGUUUUCUUACACUCUUUACACAAACAGUAGUACAUCAUACCCGUUUUCUGCUGCUUGUAUUUUUUUUUCCUUAAUCUAGCUUGGCUGUCAUCCAAGUCAGUACAUAACGGGAAAGGGUACCUUCAUUCCUUUAGUAGCUGUUUAUUCCAUUUGGGAAUGUACUGUACUUUAACCCACCCAUUAUCCAUGUCUUUACAAACAGGGCUGGGCAGGCACGUGGUUUUCCACAUGUGCAAAUGAGUGUGUGCUAAUGGGAUGCUCUUACCCCUGUUGUAGCUGAGAUGAUUUGAAGAAACAAUGAUACCCAAAGCCUCCUGGCUGGCACGUGGCAGGGUGACAACAUGAAGUCUGUCCAAAUUUAAAGCCCAAAGUGAGCUCCUUCCUCUGCCCUGGAGAUGCCCCAGAUGGGGUGCCAGUUUUGUGACCCCAGUCAUUCUCCCAGUGGCCCUGGGAGUUGGGGGAAGGUGUCUCCCCAUCUCACAGAUCCAACCUAGAGUGUAACAGGGACAGCUGGUCAGUGGAGCCAGGAGUUCUUGGCUCUCUCUGUGGGGCCAGGAUCAGAGACGCUCAGGAGGCUGGAGGCAGGGAGAGGAGCCAGGAGAGGCAGCAGAGCCAGGCAGCCACCCUUUCCUCCAGGGACAUUCAUGUGCCUGUUUUUUAAUUUAUUUUUUUUAACACUUUUAUUUAGCGUUUGCCAACUGAAACCUGGCUCCAGAGUCCGCGCUUCUAUCCGCUCUGCUCUGUCACCCCCUGCGUUUGAUACUCAGACUCAGCUAUGUGGGGCUGCCCAUUUUGCAGAUCAACAGACAGUUGCCUUUCAGAAGCUAAUUAGGAAAGCACAUUGCACUCCCUGCAACUACCCAGGGCCAGGUCCAGGCAGCCCCUGGCAAAGCCACAGGAAAAGGACUGUGACAUUGUCAAUGGCAGGAAACCUGGGAGUGGGGACAGAGCAGACACUUGGGUGCUCUGGGCUGGAGGCCCACUUCUGCCACCAGAUUUGCUGGGUGACCCCCAAGAAGUUGUGUGACCCCUCUGGGCUUCCCUGACCCAAUCCCUAACCAGCAGGAACAGCUGGAGCAGAAUAAUAAUUAAUUUGUUUUGCAUUGGUAUGUAGUUGUUCAUAGAUCAUUUGCUCUGGGUAGAUAAUAGAAGUUGUAUCCAAUAGUAUGCAGGGAAAAGUACGUACCUCCCUCAGACUCCACCCCAAAGCCGACUGCUGUUAGCAGUUUCCCAUGUGUCCUUCCAGAAAUGCUCUAUACUGAUUACUGGUUCUAAAAAAGUAUUUCUAGGUUUCUCUGCUUAUGUUUCCAUUGUAAAAAAAAA